GAUCUGACGAACUUUUCGCUACUUGUGUUACCAACGGACCACCUCUUAUCAUGAGCAACAACCCAUCUUCAGCUAAUGGAAAUGACAGCAAGAAAUUUAAGGGUGACAACAGAAACACAGGGAUCCCUUCCCGUGUAAUCCAUGUUCGAAAACUUCCCAGUGAUGUCACAGAAGCAGAAGUUAUUUCCUUGGGAUUACCUUUCGGCAAGGUCACCAACCUUCUUAUGCUGAAAGGCAAAAGUCAGGCUUUCAUAGAAAUGAACACAGAGGAAGCAGCAAACACUAUGCUAAGUUAUUACGCCACAGUGCCUCCAGUUCUUAGAAGCCAGCCCAUCUACAUUCAGUUUUCCAACCACAAGGAACUCAGAACUGAGAACUCUCCAAAUCAAGCACUUGCCCAGGCAGCUCUGCAGGCAGUAAAUUCUGUUCAAUCUGGAAACCUGGCACUUCCUGCCUCUACCUCAUCAAUGGAUGCUGGAAUGGUUAUGGUUGGGCAGAGCCCUGUUUUAAGGAUCAUUGUGGAAAAUCUCUUCUACCCAGUCACACUGGAUGUCCUCCAUCAGAUUUUCUCCAAGUUUGGCACUGUGCUAAAAAUUAUUACAUUCACCAAGAACAAUCAGUUCCAGGCUCUGUUACAGUAUGCUGAUCCUUUGAGUGCCCAGCAUGCCAAAUUGUCUUUGGAUGGGCAGAAUAUCUACAAUGCCUGCUGUACCCUCCGCAUUGAUUUCUCCAAACUCACGAGCCUCAAUGUGAAAUACAACAAUGAUAAAAGUCGAGAUUAUACCCGACCAGAUCUACCCUCUGGAGAUAGUCAACCGUCUAUUGACCAGGCUAUGGCAGCAGCAUUUGGUGCUCCUGGAAUAAUUUCUGCCUCUCCAUAUGCAGGAGCUGGUUUCCCUCCCACUUUUGCAAUUCCUCAAGCUGCAGGCCUGUCAGUUCCAAAUGUUCAUGGAGCACUUGCUCCUCUGGCUCUUCCAUCAGCAGCUGCGGCAGCGGCUGCAGCAGGGCGAAUUGCCGUUCCUGGUCUCUCAGGAGCUGGAAAUUCUGUCCUGCUUGUGAGCAAUUUGAAUCCCGAGAGAGUUACACCCCAGUGCCUCUUUAUUCUUUUCGGAGUGUAUGGAGAUGUACAAAGAGUGAAGAUCUUAUUUAACAAGAAGGAAAAUGCCUUGGUUCAAAUGACAGAUGGAAACCAAUCCCAACUUGCAAUGAGCCAUCUAAAUGGGCAGAAGCUUCAUGGAAAGCCAGUUCGCAUCACCCUGUCCAAGCAUCAGACGGUACAACUUCCCCGAGAAGGCCAGGAGGACCAAGGCUUAACCAAAGAUUAUGGAAAUUCACCACUUCAUCGCUUUAAGAAGCCAGGCUCCAAAAAUUUUCAAAACAUCUUCCCUCCAUCUGCUACCCUACACCUUUCAAACAUCCCACCAUCAAUAACUGAAGAUGACUUAAAGAUGACCUACUUUGGCCACCUCAUGUUUGCUUGUUGUUUGAAUUCAAAUGAAAGGGCCAACUGGGUUAACCAACACACCUCUCCCAAUGCUUUCAAAAAUAACUACUGCCUAAUUCCCACCUGA
Messenger RNA from Tachyglossus aculeatus (Australian echidna), 1571 nucleotides. Its product is annotated as polypyrimidine tract-binding protein 1-like. Gene Ontology annotation, molecular function: mRNA binding. Bases 51 to 1571 code for a protein of 506 amino acids. Gene Ontology annotation, biological process: regulation of cell differentiation; mRNA processing; regulation of RNA splicing. The record is from RefSeq and is a predicted model, not a curated record. Lineage: Eukaryota; Metazoa; Chordata; Mammalia; Monotremata; Tachyglossidae. Gene Ontology annotation, cellular component: nucleus. The transcript has 14 exons.